AUGGAUCAUGCUGAAGAAAAUGAAAUCCUUGGAGCAACCCACCGGUACUAUGUGGAAAGACCUAUCUUUAGCCAUCCAGUCCUCCAAGAAAGAUUGCACAAGAAGGACAAGGUUUCGGAUUCCAUCGGGGAUAAGCUGAAACAGGCAUUCACAUGUACUCCUAAGAAAAUACGAAAUAUCAUUUACAUGUUCCUCCCCAUAACCAAGUGGUUGCCUGCAUACAAAUUCAAGGAGUAUGUGUUAGGUGACUUGGUCUCAGGCAUAAGCACAGGGGUGCUGCAGCUUCCUCAAGGUUUAGCCUUUGCAAUGUUGGCAGCUGUGCCUCCAGUGUUUGGCCUAUACUCUUCAUUUUACCCCGUUAUCAUGUAUUGUUUUUUUGGAACCUCCCGACACGUAUCCAUAGGUCCAUUUGCCGUUAUUAGCCUGAUGAUAGGCGGUGUGGCUGUUCGAUUAGUACCGGAUGAUAUAGUCAUUCCAGGAGGAGUAAAUGCAACCAACGGGACAGAGGCGAGAGAUGCCUUGAGAGUAAAAGUCGCCAUGUCUGUGACCUUACUUUCAGGAAUCAUUCAGUUUUGCCUAGGUGUCUGUAGAUUUGGAUUUGUGGCCAUAUAUCUCACGGAGCCCCUGGUCCGUGGGUUUACCACUGCUGCAGCUGUGCAUGUCUUCACCUCCAUGUUAAAAUACCUGUUUGGAGUUAAAACAAAGCGGUACAGUGGGAUCUUUUCAGUGGUGUAUAGUACAGUUGCUGUGUUGCAGAAUGUUAAAAACCUCAACGUGUAUUCCCUAGGCGUUGGGCUGAUGGUUUUUGGUUUGCUGUUGGGUGGCAAGGAGUUUAAUGAGAGAUUUAAAGAGAAAUUGCCAGCACCCAUUCCUUUAGAGUUCUUUGCGGUGGUUAUGGGAACUGGCAUUUCGGCUGGGUUUAACCUGCAUGAAUCGUACAAUGUGGAUGUCGUUGGCACACUUCCUCUGGGGCUGCUACCUCCAGCCAAUCCAGACACCAGCCUCUUCCACCUUGUGUACGUGGAUGCCAUUGCCAUAGCCAUCGUUGGAUUCUCAGUCACCAUCUCAAUGGCCAAGACCUUGGCAAAUAAGCAUGGCUACCAGGUUGAUGGCAAUCAGGAGCUCAUUGCCCUGGGACUAUGCAAUUCCAUCGGCUCACUCUUCCAGACUUUUUCAAUUUCAUGCUCCUUGUCUCGAAGCCUUGUUCAGGAGGGAACCGGAGGGAAGACACAGCUUGCAGGUUGUUUGGCUUCAUUAAUGAUUCUGCUGGUCAUAUUAGCCACUGGAUUUCUCUUUGAAUCACUACCUCAGGCUGUGCUGUCGGCCAUUGUGAUUGUCAACCUGAAAGGAAUGUUUAUGCAGUUCUCAGAUCUCCCCUUUUUCUGGAGAACCAGCAAAAUAGAGCUGACCAUCUGGCUUACCACUUUUGUUUCCUCCUUAUUCCUGGGACUGGACUAUGGUUUGAUUACUGCUGUGAUCAUCGCACUGCUGACUGUGAUUUACAGAACACAGAGUCCAAGCUACAAAGUCCUUGGGCAGCUUCCUGACACUGAUGUGUACAUUGAUAUAGAUGCGUAUGAGGAGGUCAAAGAAAUUCCUGGAAUAAAAAUUUUCCAAAUAAAUGCCCCAAUUUACUAUGCAAAUAGUGACUUAUAUAGCAAUGCAUUAAAAAGAAAGACCGGAGUGAACCCGGCCUUCAUAAUGGGAGCAAGAAGAAAGGCGAUGAGGAAAUACGCUAAGGAGGUUGGAAAUGCCAACAUGGCCAGUGCGACUGUAGUCAAAGUGGAUGCCGAAGUAGAUGGAGAAGAUGGCACCAAGCCUGAGGAAGACGAGAAUGAAAUAAAAUACCCCCCAAUAGUCAUCAAGAGCACACUUCCUGAGGAACUGCAAAGAUUUAUGCCCCCAGGGGAUAACAUCCACACCAUCAUUCUGGAUUUUACACAAGUCAAUUUUAUUGAUUCUGUUGGUGUAAAAACUCUGGCAGGGAUUGUGAAAGAAUAUGGAGAUGUCGGUAUUUAUGUAUAUUUAGCAGGAUGCAGUGCCCAAGUUGUGAAUGACCUCACUCGAAAUCGAUUCUUUGAAAAUCCUGCCUUACUGGAGCUGCUGUUUCACAGCAUUCAUGACGCAGUCUUAGGCAGCCAAGCCCGAGAAACGCUUGCUGAACAGGAAGGCUCAGCUGUUCCUCCCCAGGAGGACUCCGAGCCCAACGCCACUCCCGAGGCCUAG
Budorcas taxicolor (takin) is the source of this 2226-nucleotide messenger RNA. RefSeq names its product solute carrier family 26 member 5 (gene SLC26A5). The transcript has 18 exons. Gene Ontology annotation, biological process: transmembrane transport. Gene Ontology annotation, molecular function: chloride transmembrane transporter activity; oxalate transmembrane transporter activity; secondary active sulfate transmembrane transporter activity. The record is from RefSeq and is a predicted model, not a curated record. Lineage: Eukaryota; Metazoa; Chordata; Mammalia; Artiodactyla; Bovidae. Gene Ontology annotation, cellular component: membrane. Bases 1 to 2226 code for a protein of 741 amino acids.